Fusarium keratoplasticum is the source of this 1668-nucleotide messenger RNA. Its product is annotated as AA-permease domain-containing protein. Bases 1 to 1668 code for a protein of 555 amino acids. Gene Ontology annotation, molecular function: amino acid transmembrane transporter activity. The transcript is spliced from 2 exons. NCBI's taxonomy places the organism in Eukaryota, Fungi, Ascomycota, Sordariomycetes, Hypocreales, Nectriaceae. The record is from RefSeq and is a predicted model, not a curated record. Gene Ontology annotation, biological process: amino acid transmembrane transport. Gene Ontology annotation, cellular component: membrane.
AUGGAUGACAAGUCGCCCUUAAAAAACGGCAUGCCACUCAAGCAAACCUCAUCAGACGCAGCGGGAGAGGUGCUGGAGGCCGGCAAUGUCGACGCCCUCCACCGCCGUCUCGGCAACCGCCAGAUCCAACUAAUUGCCAUCGGAGGAUCCAUCGGAACGGGCCUUUUCAUCAACAUCGGCUCCGGUCUAGCAAAGGCCUGCCCGGUAUCCCUUCUCCUUGCAAUGACCGUCUACUGCAUUUUUCUUGGCCACGUCAACAACACCAUGGCCGAGAUGGCAACCCUUUACCCAGUCAGCGGUGGCUUUAUCCGCAUGGCGGGCAAGUGGGUUGAUGACGCGUUUGGCUUCAUGGCCGGUUGGAACUUUUUCCUUUACGAGGUCUUGGUCGUGCCCUUUGAGAUCACCGCGUUAAGUAUUGUUCUUACGUUCUGGCGAGACGACAUCCCUCCAGCUGCCAUCAUCACGGCUGUAAUUAUAUCAUAUGUGAUCCUUAAUAUCCUCGCCGUUCGCGUAUACGGAGAAGCAGAAUUUUGGCUGUCGAGUGGCAAGGUUCUGCUAGUCUUCAUCCUCUUCGGCUUCACAUUUUUUACAAUGGUCGGUGUGAAUCCCCAGGGUCAUGCCUAUGGAUUCAGCUACUGGAAAGAUCCUGGCCCCUUCGCCGAAUGGCACACAACUGGUGACCUUGGACGCUUUGAAGGAUUCUUGGCUGCUCUUUGGGUAGCGUAUUUCAUCGUCGUAGGCCCAGAGUAUAUUUCGAUGACCGCCGCUGAGGCCAAGCUACCCCGAACAUACAUCAAGAACGCAUACAAGACGGUCUACUGGCGAUUCGGUCUUUUCUUUAUCGGCGGCGCGCUCUGUGCUAGCAUUGUGGUUCCGUACGACGACCCUAUCCUCCGAGGUAUUAUCGCCGGUACCGAAUCUGGUGCAGGAACAGCGACAGCCUCACCCUACGUUAUCGCCAUGGAGAAUCUCAAGGUCGGUGUCCUGCCGCAUAUCACCAACGCGCUCAUCUUUACGAGCAUCUUCUCGGCCGACAACACUUACUUUUACUGUGGCGUCCGUAGCCUCUAUGGUUUAUCCCUUGAGGGUCGCGCACCCAAGUUCCUGUCCAAGCUGACCAAGAACGGUGUCCCAAUCUACUGCGUCAUCGUAUCAGCUGCCUUCUCAUGCCUCUCUUACCUCCAGCUCUCGUCAGGCACCACCGUCGUCCUGCAGUGGUUCGUCAACCUGGUCACUGCCGGCUGCAUCAUCAACUACAUCGUCAUGUGUAUCACCUACAUCCGGUUCUACAAGGCCUGCCAGCUGCAAGGUGUUGAUAGAAGCACAUUUCCCUACCGCGGAUGGUUCCAGCCUUACAGUGCAUACCUGGGUCUGGGCUUUGUCAUUUUCGUGCUCUUCGGCUACGGCUACUCGUCCUUCACCCCGUGGGAUGUCACCAACUUCUUUACGCACUACGGCAUGGUUAUUGUUGCUGCUGUCACGUAUUCCGCCUGGAAGAUUAUCCACAAGAGCAAGGUCGUCCCUGUGGCGGAGAUGGAUCUGGUGUGGGAGAAGCCAGCGAUUGACGCCUACGAGGCUACCAGUGAAGAAAUUCCAGUCGGGUUCUGGACUGAGAUCCUCUCAAUGGUUGGUCUGAAGAGGCUUCCCAAGUUGGCUACGACCGCCUAA